This is a messenger RNA of Andrographis paniculata, 997 nucleotides long. RefSeq names its product ethylene-response factor C3-like. Bases 30 to 740 code for a protein of 236 amino acids. Gene Ontology annotation, molecular function: DNA-binding transcription factor activity; DNA binding. The transcript has a single exon. Gene Ontology annotation, biological process: ethylene-activated signaling pathway; regulation of DNA-templated transcription. Lineage: Eukaryota; Viridiplantae; Streptophyta; Magnoliopsida; Lamiales; Acanthaceae. The record is from RefSeq and is a predicted model, not a curated record.
UUCCUUUUCCUAAAUAUUUACUUCAGAAAAUGGAUUCCACUUCCUCAGCUUUAAACAAUUCCAUGGCCUCUGACUUUUCCGACAACCAAUCCUUCGAUUCGCCGCCGCCGCCGCCGCCGCCGCUGUGGAGGUGGCCGCUGGAGCCGCCGAUGUUCUCCAAUUCGCUGCCGUUCAACGAGAACGACUCUCAGGAAAUGUUGCUGCUCGGCGUGCUGGCGGAGGCGGCGCAGGAAAAUUCGAAUUCGGAAUCGAAUUCGUCGGACCGCCGGAGGGACGGCGACGAGGCGGACUCCGCCGCCGCGAAGGCCGCCGGCGCCGGCGAGGACAAGGCGUUCCGCGGCGUGAGGAAGCGGCCGUGGGGGAAGUUCGCGGCGGAGAUCCGGGACUCGACGAGGAACGGAGUCCGGGUGUGGCUGGGGACGUUCGAGACGGCGGAGGCGGCGGCGAUGGCGUACGACCAGGCGGCGUAUUCGAUGCGCGGCCCGUCGGCGAUUCUGAAUUUCCCGGUGGAGAGGGUCCGGGAGUCGCUGAGGGAGAUGAGGGGUUUGAUUGAUGAGGCGGCGGCGGGGUGCUCGCCGGUGAUGGCGCUGAAGAGGAAGCACUCCAUGAGGCGGCGGAGGAGCGGCGGCGCCGCCGUGAGGAAGAAAUUGAAGGUGGAGAAUGUGGUGGUGUUUGAGGAUUUGGGAGCUGAUUAUUUGGAAGAGCUUCUCAGCGUGUACACUACUAAUGCUCUGCAAUGAUUCUUGGCGAGUCCCGGGUCCUCGAGGCCAGAUAGAUCUUGGCCGUUCAUUUCUGAAUCGACGGUGUACAUUUAUUUAAUCGGGGUGUUUUUUAAUUUUUCCAAAGCAAGGCCAAAUACGCCUUCAAUUCUUUGUUUUCUAGUCUGUUUCUUUUCUUUUCUAUUUUUUUUUUUGUUUAUUAUUAUUUUUUGUUUUCUUAUUUGAUUUAUAAACUAUUUCUUAGGGUUUUUGUUGGUGUAUAGAUUAUAGAUUUUUAA